Paramecium tetraurelia is the source of this 828-nucleotide messenger RNA. RefSeq lists its product as uncharacterized. The record is from RefSeq and is a predicted model, not a curated record. The transcript has a single exon. NCBI's taxonomy places the organism in Eukaryota, Ciliophora, Oligohymenophorea, Peniculida, Parameciidae. Gene Ontology annotation, biological process: protein phosphorylation; mitotic DNA damage checkpoint signaling. Gene Ontology annotation, cellular component: nucleus; cytoplasm. Gene Ontology annotation, molecular function: ATP binding; protein serine/threonine kinase activity.
AUGAAAAUAUCAAACUAAAUUAUUGGAACUGGCUCAACUAGCACAGUUUAUGUUGCCGAGAUAGAAAAUCUAAAUUACGCCAUUAAAAUAUACAAAAAUAAUUAUUCACUUAAGAUGAUUAAUAAAGAGAUUGCUUUACUUAAAUAAGUGAAUCACCCCAAUAUUAUUAAGAUUAUAGACAGCAAUGUCGAAAAGAAAUUUAUAAUAACAGAGCUUUUAAAUGAUAUGGAUCUAUUUGACAUUAUUGCAAAGGACUAAAAACCUUUAAACUUAAACUCAAUGAAGCAUUUCAGUUAGAAACUUGCUAGUGUUGUUUAAUAUUUACACUCUAUCAGUGUCGCCCAUAGAGACAUCAAGUUGGAAAAUAUAUUAAUUGACGAAGACUUCAAUUUAAAACUAUGUGACUUUGGAUUCGCAGAAAUUAUGGAUACUAAUUUCGUUUAAAAAUGUUAAGGUACUUUGGAGUAUUUAGCACCUGAAAUUAAAGAAAUUGGCCUUAUAAAUGCUAAGGAAUUAGCCAAAACAGAUGUGUUUUCAUUAGGAGUAUGUAUCUUCAUUUUGGCUUUCGCACAUCCACCAUAUAAAGUGAAUGUGAAAUCAUGUCCUUACUGGAAUUUACUUUAAUCAGGCUAAUGGUAGACUUAUUGGUAAAUUAUGGAUAGAAGGAAUAAAUAUGACCAAAGCUUUUAUUCCCUAAUGUAGGGGAUGUUAGAGUUCAACCCUUAGAAUAGAUUCACAAUUGAGGAAGUAUUACAUCAUCCAUUUUUAAUUGGGGAUUGGUAACAAGAAUUUGAAACAGAUAUUAGAGUGAGAUUAAAAAGUAAAUGA